AUGAUGGUAGUUUUAUCCGUUAUAUCAAAAGUCGAUUCUAAGUAUGUAAUACAUCAUCCCAAUCCUGGAAUAUACGUGGAACAUAUUGGUCAUGCAAGGCUUGAUCGAGAAAUAUUUAGAAUCCAGGUAAACUUCGAAACUACUAGGCUCGAACAAGACUUUAAAGACGUGUCAGUAGUGGUACAAGAAUUCAAUGAUCUCUGUAAUAAAACCAAGGCACUCUCUGAUGAAACUCAAUGUACGAGUCUUAGCCGACAUCUCAUAGACCAAGCAGAUCAGCUCAAUUGGUAUAGAAGCAGUUUGCCAAGGAACAACGGGAAUCGCAACAAAAGAGGAAUCUUGGGUAAAUUCCUAACUAGCGUAUUUGGAGUCAAUGACGAGGUUUACCAAGACAUCAAUGCUCUUCAAGAAAAUCAACAAGAUCUCAUAAAGGCAUCAAGUCAUCAAACUAAAUUUAUGAUUUCGACUAUCUCAAAAAUCAAUGAAACUGAAAAAAGAAUCAAAAAUCAACUAGAACGCUUCAGAGUUAAACUUAAUCAAGGGCUAGUUGCAGUUAAUGAGAUGCAAAGAUGGUACAAAUCAGUAGAUAUAAAUAAACUCAAUAUCCAUCUACUGAGCACCUACCAGGUGGCCUGCAAUUUUUUAGCGGAGUUAAAUGAAUAUUACUCCAAACUCCUAGACGUUCAUUUUAAUAGAGGCAGCCUAUACGAUUUGAUAUCUCCACCUUAUAUUAGCCACAUCAUUGUCGCAGCAGAUGAUAAACUCCCAUCAAAUCUACAAAUAUUACCAACACCGAUUUUAAAAAUGAAGAUGGAAAUUAAUGAGACCCACAUUCAAAUCUUUGCAUUCUUUCCAAUCGUAGAUAUUACAGAAUUCACUCUAUUGCAAGCAACACCAACUCCUCUCAAAAUAGAUAAGGGAUUCUACUGGAUAUUGGAUAUUCUAAGUGAGAUCAUAGGAGUGGACUACAAUACACAGCUUUACUUCCAAUUAACAAGUGAAGAAUUUAAAAAUUGUAUCUACUUGGAGGCAAAUCAAUAUAUUUGUUCACCCGCUGUUGUGAAGAACAUCGAAACAAAUUCAAAUUGUGUAAUAGAUGAAAUUUAUGAAAGACCAGACACCACUCAGUGCAAGAUCAAAAAACAUAGAGCUGCCCAAAUAACAUGGAAACAGCUUCACAUGCCCAAUACUUGGCUCUUUUUUACCAGUAAACCAGUCAACGUGGCUGUCAUAUGUCAAGGGAUACGAGAAGACGACAAUUUAUAUAUAAUUAGAUUACCAACACCAGCUAUUGUCACAAACGGAAAAAACAUUGCGGAUACAAACGAAAUAAGCGAAAGCCCAGUAAAUGAAAAAAUACAAGACCACCAAGGACAAGAGGAAGUCGAGAAAGUAGAAAGCAAAGAAAAAGAAACAGAGGAACAUAAAGAGAACGAUAAGAAAGAUUUAAAGAAGAUUGAAGAUAAGAAGAAUUUAUUACGUAAUGAUACUGAUAAUGAUACUGAUAAUGAUACUGAUAAUGAUACUGAUAAUGAUACUGAUAAUGAUACUGAUAAUGAUACUGAUAAUGAUACUGAUAAUGAUACUGAUAAUGAUACUGAUAAUGAUAAUGAUACUGAUAAUGAUACUGAUAAUGAUACUGAUAAUGAUACUGAUAAUGAUACUGAUAAUGAUACUGAUAAUGAUACUGAUAAUGAUACUGAUAAUGAUACUGAUAAUGAUACUGAUAAUGAUACUGAUAAUGAUACUGAUAAUGAUACUGAUAAUGAUACUGAUAAUGAUACUGAUAAUGAUACUGAUAAUGAUACUGAUAAUGAUACUGAUAAUGAUACUGAUAAUGAUACUGAUAAUGAUACUGAUAAUGAUACUGAUAAUGAUACUGAUAAUGAUACUGAUAAUGAUACUGAUAAUGAUACUGAUAAUGAUACUGAUAAUGAUACUGAUAAUGAUACUGAUAAUGAUACUGAUAAUGAUACUGAUAAUGAUACUGAUAAUGAUACUGAUAAUGAUACUGAUAAUGAUACUGAUAAUGAUACUGAUAAUGAUACUGAUAAUGAUACUGAUAAUGAUACUGAUAAUGAUACUGAUAAUGAUACUGAUAAUGAUACUGAUAAUGAUACUGAUAAUGAUACUGAUAAUGAUACUGAUAAUGAUACUGAUAAUGAUACUGAUAAUGAUACUGAUAAUGAUACUGAUAAUGAUACUGAUAAUGAUACUGAUAAUGAUACUGAUAAUGAUACUGAUAAUGAUACUGAUAAUGAUACUGAUAAUGAUACUGAUAAUGAUACUGAUAAUGAUACUGAUAAUGAUACUGAUAAUGAUACUGAUAAUGAUACUGAUAAUGAUACUGAUAAUGAUACUGAUAAUGAUACUGAUAAUGAUACUGAUAAUGAUACUGAUAAUGAUACUGAUAAUGAUACUGAUAAUGAUACUGAUAAUGAUACUGAUAAUGAUACUGAUAAUGAUACUGAUAAUGAUACUGAUAAUGAUACUGAUAAUGAUACUGAUAAUGAUACUGAUAAUGAUACUGAUAAUGAUACUGAUAAUGAUACUGAUAAUGAUACUGAUAAUGAUACUGAUAAUGAUACUGAUAAUGAUACUGAUAAUGAUACUGAUAAUGAUACUGAUAAUGAUACUGAUAAUGAUACUGAUAAUGAUACUGAUAAUGAUACUGAUAAUGAUACUGAUAAUGAUACUGAUAAUGAUACUGAUAAUGAUACUGAUAAUGAUACUGAUAAUGAUACUGAUAAUGAUACUGAUAAUGAUACUGAUAAUGAUACUGAUAAUGAUACUGAUAAUGAUACUGAUAAUGAUACUGAUAAUGAUACUGAUAAUGAUACUGAUAAUGAUACUGAUAAUGAUACUGAUAAUGAUACUGAUAAUGAUACUGAUAAUGAUACUGAUAAUGAUACUGAUAAUGAUACUGAUAAUGAUACUGAUAAUGAUACUGAUAAUGAUACUGAUAAUGAUACUGAUAAUGAUACUGAUAAUGAUACUGAUAAUGAUACUGAUAAUGAUACUGAUAAUGAUACUGAUAAUGAUACUGAUAAUGAUACUGAUAAUGAUACUGAUAAUGAUACUGAUAAUGAUACUGAUAAUGAUACUGAUAAUGAUACUGAUAAUGAUACUGAUAAUGAUACUGAUAAUGAUACUGAUAAUGAUACUGAUAAUGAUACUGAUAAUGAUACUGAUAAUGAUACUGAUAAUGAUACUGAUAAUGAUACUGAUAAUGAUACUGAUAAUGAUACUGAUAAUGAUACUGAUAAUGAUACUGAUAAUGAUACUGAUAAUGAUACUGAUAAUGAUACUGAUAAUGAUACUGAUAAUGAUACUGAUAAUGAUACUGAUAAUGAUACUGAUAAUGAUACUGAUAAUGAUACUGAUAAUGAUACUGAUAAUGAUACUGAUAAUGAUACUGAUAAUGAUACUGAUAAUGAUACUGAUAAUGAUACUGAUAAUGAUACUGAUAAUGAUACUGAUAAUGAUACUGAUAAUGAUACUGAUAACUGA
Molecule: messenger RNA, 3510 nt
Organism: Psylliodes chrysocephalus
Lineage: Eukaryota; Metazoa; Arthropoda; Insecta; Coleoptera; Chrysomelidae
Source: the annotation of a GenBank genome assembly